Neopsephotus bourkii (Bourke's parrot) is the source of this 1629-nucleotide messenger RNA. It is a transcript of the gene SMARCD2, whose product is annotated as SWI/SNF related, matrix associated, actin dependent regulator of chromatin, subfamily d, member 2. Gene Ontology annotation, biological process: regulation of transcription by RNA polymerase II. Lineage: Eukaryota; Metazoa; Chordata; Aves; Psittaciformes; Psittacidae. The transcript is spliced from 13 exons. Gene Ontology annotation, cellular component: nucleus; SWI/SNF complex. The record is from RefSeq and is a predicted model, not a curated record. Bases 61 to 1494 code for a protein of 477 amino acids.
CCGCUCAGCCCGCUACCCCCCGCCGCCGCCCCGCCUCCCCCGGGGCCCGGCCCCGCCAUCAUGCGCGGUCCCAGCCCGGUUCCUGCCGCCGCCGCCGCUGCCGCCGCCCCGGGAUACCGGCCCAUGGGCCCGGCCGCCGCGCAGUACCAGCGCCCCGGGAUGCCGCCCGGCAGCAGGAUGCCCAUGGCAGGCCUGCAGGUGGGACCACCAGGAGCCCCCCCAUAUGGAGCAGCCUCCCCAAUGAGACCCGGCCUGCCACAGUCCAUGAUGGAUCCCUUCAGGAAGCGCCUGCUGACCCCCCAGGCACAGCCCCCGCUGGCCACACAGAGGAGAGGGGUGAAGAGGAGGAAGAUGGCUGACAAGGUGCUGCCACAGAGGAUCCGGGAACUGGUCCCAGAAUCCCAGGCCUACAUGGACCUCCUCGCCUUUGAGCGCAAGCUGGACCAAACCAUCGCUCGGAAGAGGAUGGAGAUUCAGGAGGCCAUUAAGAAGCCACUGACGCAAAAACGGAAGCUGAGGAUUUACAUCUCCAACACUUUCACCCCAGCCAAAGAAGAAGGAGAGGGUGGGGAGCGUGUGGCCUCCUGGGAGCUGCGUGUGGAGGGCAAACUGCUGGAGGAUCCAAGCAAGCAGAAGAGGAAGUUCUCCUCCUUUUUCAAGAGCCUCGUCAUAGAGCUGGACAAAGAGCUGUAUGGGCCAGACAACCAUCUGGUGGAGUGGCACCGGCUGCCCACGACCCAGGAGACCGACGGCUUCCAAGUGAAGCGUCCCGGCGAUGUCAAUGUGAAAUGCACUCUGCUGCUCAUGCUGGAUCACCAGCCUCCGCAGUACAAACUGGACCCUCGCCUGGCUCGCCUGCUUGGGGUGCACACCCAGACCCGCGCCAGCAUCAUGCAGGCGCUCUGGCUCUACAUCAAGCACAACAAGCUGCAGGACAGCCACGAGAAGGAGUACAUCAACUGCAACCGCUACUUCCGCCAGAUCUUCAACUGCAUCCGCAUGCGCUUCUCUGAGAUCCCCAUGAAGCUGGCGGGGCUCCUGCAGCACCCCGAUCCCAUCAUCAUCAACCACACUAUCAGCGUGGACCCCAAUGACCAGAAGAAGACUGCGUGCUAUGACAUUGAUGUGGAGGUGGACGAUCCCCUGAAGGCUCAGAUGAGCAACUUCCUGGCUUCCACCACCAACCAGCAGGAGAUCGCCUCGCUGGAUGCCAAGAUCCAUGAGACCAUUGAAUCCAUCAACCAGCUGAAGACGCAGCGCGAUUUCAUGCUGAGCUUCAGCAACAACCCCCAGGAUUUCAUCCAGGAAUGGAUCAAAUCCCAGAGGAGGGACCUCAAGAUCAUAACGGAUGUGAUUGGGAACCCCGAGGAGGAGCGGCGAGCUGAGUUCUACCAGCAGCCCUGGGCGCAGGAGGCUGUGGGCAGACACAUCUUUGCCAAGGUCCAGCAGCGUCGGCAGGAACUGGAACAAGUGCUCGGGAUCCGCCUCACCUAAAGGGGCCGGCGGGGGCUCGGGAGCUCCUUCUCUCGCUGCUGCCUGAGCCUGAUGGUACUUACUGGAAUCAAACAGCACUUGCACAAACCCGACGUGCCUGGAGGGACUCGGAGCCACCCCUGGGCUCCCCAGGCA